GUUGGACUUGGGUGAAACUGAACUCUUUGGGUUUUCAUUCAGUUUGCAGACAACAUGGCUCGGCUGGUGGAGUGUGUCCCCAACUUCUCUGAGGGUCGAAAUAAAGAGGUGAUCGAUGCCAUCUCAGCAGCCAUCUCCAGCACACCCGGCUGCAGCCUGCUGGACGUCGACCCCGGAGCCUCCACUAACCGCACCGUCUACACCUUUGUGGGCUCUCCUGAGGCAGUGGUGGAGGGGGUGCUGAACGCCGCCCGCCAGGCCUUCAGCCUUAUUGACAUGAGGAAACAUUCAGGUGAACAUCCUCGGACCGGGGCCAUGGACGUUUGUCCCUUCAUCCCCGUCCAGAACGUCAGCAUGGACGACUGCGUGCAGUGUGCCAACGUGUUCGGACAGAAACUGGCAGAGAUGCUGCAUGUGCCCGUGUAUCUUUAUGGAGAAGCAGCUCGAACAGAGACCAGGAGAAGCCUUCCAUCUGUGCGAACAGGAGAGUACGAAGCUUUGCCUGAAAAGUUGAAACGUGAAGAAUGGGCCCCUGACUUUGGCCCCGCCGACUUUGUACCAUCUUGGGGCGCGACGGUAACUGGUGCUCGUAAGUUCCUCAUUGCCUAUAAUGUGAACCUGAUCAGCACUAAAGAACAGGCUCAUCGCAUAGCACUGGACAUCCGGGAGCAGGGUCGAGGGAAGGACCAGCCUGGGCUGCUGAAGAAGGUGCAGGGGAUUGGUUGGUACCUGGAUGAGGCUAACCUUGCUCAGGUUUCCACCAACAUCCUGGACUACGAGGUGACGCCCCUCCAUGCUGUGUAUGAGGAGAUCUGCAGAGAUGCGAAGGACCUGAACUUGCCUGUGGUCGGCUCUCAGAUUGUCGGUCUGAUCCCUCUGAAGGCUCUGCUGGACUCUGCUGACUUUUAUAUCCAGAGAGAUCGACUCUUCAUCAUCGAAGAGGAGCACAAAGUCCGACUGGUGAUCAGUAAACUUGGCCUCGACUCCCUCGGUCCGUUUAAUCCAAAGGAGAGAAUCAUAGAGUACAUGGUGAAGUCACAGGAGGAUGGACAGCUAGUGUCUUUGUCUCUGCGGCAGUUUGUUCAGAGCGUUGGUGCUCGGACAGCAGCUCCCGGAGGAGGAUCAGUUUCUGCAGCAGUCGGUGCAAUGGGGGCCGCACUGGGUGCCAUGGUUGGUCAGAUGACGUAUGGGAAGAGGCAGUUUGAGAAUCUGGACAGUGUGAUGAGGAGGCUGAUUCCUCCAUUUUAUCAGGCCAUGAAUGAAUUGCUGGACAUGGUGGAUGCCGACUCCUCCGCCUUCAACAGCUAUAUGGCAGCGCUGAAAAUGCCAAAGAAAACUGCAGAGGAAAUGAAAAGGAGAGAAGCUGCGAUGCAGGAAGGACUGAAGCAAGCUGUUGGCGUCCCAUUGGCUCUUGCUGAGAGGAUCAGCAUCCUUUGGCCGUCUCUUAAAGAAAUGGUUGUCUAUGGAAAUUUUAGCUGCAAGUCUGAUGCUCAGGUAGCAGCUAAAGCUUUAGAAACAGCUGUUUUUGGAGCGUACUACAACGUCACGAUCAACCUCAAAGACAUCACAGAUGAAGCCUUCAGAGCAGCAACUCAGAGGAGAGCGUCAGAAUUGCUGCAUGAAGCCAAAGACUGCAGCGCCGCCAUCCUCCAUGCUGCAGAGAAAAGAAACUGA
Molecule: messenger RNA, 1674 nt
Organism: Pelmatolapia mariae (spotted tilapia)
Lineage: Eukaryota; Metazoa; Chordata; Actinopteri; Cichliformes; Cichlidae
Gene: ftcd
Product: formimidoyltransferase cyclodeaminase
Exons: 14
Coding region: 55-1674 (539 amino acids)
Molecular function (GO): folic acid binding; transferase activity
Source: RefSeq, a predicted model, not a curated record